CCUACAAAAUUAGUAUAGCUACAGCCUCCAGAUGAAGAAAGGAAAAGAAGCAGACGCAAUAGCAAUGCUGGAGUGGUACUUCUGGUUGGCCAAGUGGCGGCUCCAACUUCUUGGGAGGGAAUGGAACUUCCUCGACGCGGGCUCUGUGGCUGUCAUUUUUGGUUUGCAUUGCCUUGCUCUUCUAGCUCCAUUCCACUUCAACUGGAGUGCAGUUUGGUUGGCCGUCGCACUGAAUACCAUCUCCGGUGUGGGUGUGACUCUAUCUUACCAUAGAAAUCUCUCCCACAAAAGUUUCAAGCUUCCCAAGUGGCUCGAAUACUCUUUUGCCUAUUGCGCGCUUCUCGCACUUCAGGGGAGUCCGCUUGAAUGGGUGAGCACUCACAGGAUGCACCACCAGUUUACUGAUACAUGGAACGACCCUCAUAGCCCCAUUGUUAAAGGAUUGUGGUUUAGUCAUAUUGGAUGGAUCCUCGACUAUCGUUCUCGAUUUGGAAGUUAUGAAGGACGACUAGACAACGUUGGAGAUUUAAAAAAGCAGCCCUACUAUGUAUUUCUUCAUUGCACAUACCCCUUUCACUCAUUGGCUCUUGGAGUUCUGCUGUAUGCCAUAGGAGGACUACCAUUUCUCGUUUGGGGCAUGGGUGUGAGAGUUGUGUAUCAGUUUCACGUUACGUUUUCAAUAAACUCGAUUUGUCAUAAAUGGGGAAAGCAAGUAUGGCAUACUGGAGAUUCAUCAAGAAACAACUGGUUACUUGGUUUGCUAGCGCACGGAGAAGGUUGGCAUAACAAUCACCAUGCAUUUGAAUACUCAGCUCGACAAGGUCUGGAAUGGUGGCAGAUUGAUACUACUUGGUACUUGAUAAGAUUUCUUCAGGCUGUUGGUUUGGCAACUGAGGUGAAGCUCCCAACCGAGACUCAGAAGAAACGUAAAGCUUUGUGCAACAAAGUCAGCAAGGAGAAGCUGGAAACCAACGUAGGCAGCAAUGAAAUCUCCAGAGAGCACUACUGAAACAAUUUUCUAGAGACUCAAAUUUAAACUAUGACUUGAAUAUUGUUGCUAGCUAUUUCUUAUAUGACUUGAGUUUUUCUAUGCUAUGCAAUGAAGUGAUUUGGUAUAAUUUUGACUUCUUUAUA
Molecule: messenger RNA, 1134 nt
Organism: Malus domestica (apple)
Lineage: Eukaryota; Viridiplantae; Streptophyta; Magnoliopsida; Rosales; Rosaceae
Product: palmitoyl-monogalactosyldiacylglycerol delta-7 desaturase, chloroplastic-like
Biological process (GO): lipid metabolic process
Cellular component (GO): endoplasmic reticulum membrane
Molecular function (GO): oxidoreductase activity, acting on paired donors, with oxidation of a pair of donors resulting in the reduction of molecular oxygen to two molecules of water
Source: RefSeq, a predicted model, not a curated record